Molecule: messenger RNA, 939 nt
Organism: Closterium sp. Naga37s-1
Lineage: Eukaryota; Viridiplantae; Streptophyta; Zygnematophyceae; Desmidiales; Closteriaceae
Source: the annotation of a GenBank genome assembly
AUGCUGGCGACCAUCGUGCUGGCGACCAUCGUGCUGGCGACCAUCGUGCUGGCGACCAUCGUGCUGGCGACCAUCGUGCUGGCGACCAUCGUGCUGGCGACCAUCGUGCCGGCGACCAUGCUGGCGACCAUGCUGGCGACCAUCAUGCUGACGACCAUCGUGCUGGCGACCAUCGUGCUGACGACCAUCGUGCUGGCGACCAUCGUGCUGGCGACCAUCGUGCUGGCGACCAUCGUGCUGGCGACCAUCGUGCUGGCGACCAUCGUGCUGGCGACCAUCGUGCUGGCGACCAUCGUGCUGGCGACCAUCGUGCUGGCGACCAUCGUGCUGGCGACCAUCGUGCUGGCGACCAUCGUGCUGGCGACCAUCGUGCUGGCGACCAUCAAGCUGGCGACCAUCGUGCUGGCGACCAUCGUGCUGGCGACCAUCGUGCUGGCGACCAACUGGGAAUACCGAGUCCGCCACCCUCGCCUCCUCCUCCUGCUGGUCUUUCGCCGCUACUUAAGUCGCCUCCAUUCCGCCAUUCACCAUCACCAACUGAGUGCUUCUCUCAGUGCUCGAAAGUCACCCAAAUCUGAUCUUUAUCGUCGUUCGCACGCGGGCGAGGACGCGGCGAGUUGGGGGCGCAAGCUGCUGGAAGCGAGCGGCGGUGACCUGGACGUGGGUGGCGAGGAGGAGGAGAUGGGGGAGGCGACGGACGGGCUGGACGAGGCGGUGCGGGUGCUGCUGAGCUGGAAGAAGAUCAAGAAUGUGGCGAAUCAGGCGGCGAAGAGCGAGGCGGGGCAGAAGGCGGGAGGGUUGGUGAAGAAUGUGGUGAAGAAGGGCGGCAAGGAGGCGCUCACGGCUGCAGUCAACGCGUUCCGCAGCGGCAAGGGCGCCAAGGGUGCCCUGCAGGCGGGCGCUGGCUCGUUCGUCAAGACCGCGAAAACGAUGAUCUAA